Molecule: messenger RNA, 858 nt
Organism: Brenthis ino (lesser marbled fritillary)
Lineage: Eukaryota; Metazoa; Arthropoda; Insecta; Lepidoptera; Nymphalidae
Source: the annotation of a GenBank genome assembly
AUGGGUUUAGCUACGGUAAUAGAAAAUGAAGCUCAUUUUCAAUCUGAAAUGGCUAAUGCUGGUACAAAGCUAGUAGUUGUGGAUUUCACUGCUACUUGGUGCCCACCAUGCCAACGAAUCGCACCCUUCUUUGAACAGCUUCCAGCUAAAUUUCCUCGGGCAGUUUUUCUUAAAGUGGAUGUUGAUAGAUGCGCAGAAACAGCGAGCGCACAGGGUAUCAGUGCAAUGCCUACCUUCAUAUUUUACAAGAACCGGACGAGGAUUGAUCGGCUACAGGGCGCAGAUCCUGCAACUCUAGAAAAUAAAGUAAGACAUUACUAUGGAAGUGAAGACACUGGUGAAGAUGAUAAUGCAGUUGCUGGACAUAUGGAUUUGGGUACAUUUAUAGUCAAGAAUGAAUGUGAAUGCUUAAAUGAAGCAGAUGACCACCCAUUAGCUCAUGCUCUUACAAGUGGCGGAGGAUAUCUUGCCAGUGACUGUGAUGAACAACUGAUUAUUAAUAUAUCUUUUAAUCAGAUUGUUAAACUACAUUCCCUAAAAAUGAAAGCUCCUCAUGAUAAAGGCCCCAAGGUGGUGAAAAUAUUCAUUAAUCAACCUAGAACACUGGAUUUUGAUCAGGCCGCUGCAAAUGCUUCAGUGCAAGAUUUGGAGUUAUCUCCAAAUGAUUUGGAGGGGAAUCCAAUUCCUCUGAAAUUCGUUAAAUUCCAGAAUGUUCAAAACAUCCAAUUGUUUAUAAAAGACAACCAGUCUGGUGGAGAAGUGACUCAGAUAGAUCACCUUGCUUUCUAUGGAUCACCAAUCUCAACUACUAAUAUGGGUGAAUUCAAAAGGGUUGCAGGUAAAAAGGGCGAGAGUCAC